Messenger RNA from Fulvia fulva, 1056 nucleotides. RefSeq lists its product as uncharacterized. NCBI's taxonomy places the organism in Eukaryota, Fungi, Ascomycota, Dothideomycetes, Mycosphaerellales, Mycosphaerellaceae. The record is from RefSeq and is a predicted model, not a curated record. The transcript has a single exon. Bases 1 to 1056 code for a protein of 351 amino acids.
AUGGCCUUCAACGCCAUCACACCGAGCGUCACCACAAUGCCAACAACCCCCCAAAUGUCCUGCCCCCUCGGCGGCACCUUUUACGCCUGCGGCACCGCCAGCCGCUUCAUCGGCUGCUGCACCAUCAACCCCUGCACCUCCAACGGCUGUCCAGCCGGCAACCUCCAACCGGCCUCCUUCCUCGCCUCCCAACAUGGCCAAAUCCCCGACGAAGACUGCGACAGCAGCGAUGCGCAGUUCUACAGCUGCAACUCGACGACUCCGACAUUUUGGGGUUGUUGUAAGGGGAAUCCGUGUGGGAUGGGAUCGUGUGAGGGGGGCAUUUUGGGUGGGGCCAAGUUGUUUGAGGGGGAGAAGGCGGGGGUUUAUUUGAGUUUUUAUAAUGGGAGUUGGGUUGGCGGAGGGGAGGGGGGUGAUGGCGGAAGUGGAGAGGUGGUUGAGGGGGCUGCGGUGGGGAGUGCUACGACGCAGAGUGCGACGCAGAGUGCGACUUUGCCGGAGAGCACGCCUGCUACUGGAAGCAGCACUUCGACCGCCACAUCUCAGUCGAGCUCAUCAUCCAACAUCGGCGCCAUAGCGGGCGGUGCAGUAGGUGGCUUCGCAGUGUUCGCAGCAUUGAUUUUCGGCAUCAUCUUCCUCUUCCGUCGCCGCAAGCAAUCCCCCAACCACGCCUCCUCCCCUCCCUACCCCAACAUCGAGGACCAACAGCCCCACUCCCACCCUAGCGCCACAGCUCCAUACCAACCUCAAGUCGUCGAAGAGAUAAAGCAGCAACCCCAAGGUAAAGUCACCCGAACUCAGUCCGAUCCUCACAAUCAUCUACUGACCAAGACCACUGGCGCUUCACCAUACCCGAACUCGCCACAACUGGGAAUAUCUCAUCCCAACUCACCUCAAGCACCAUACUCCCCAGCGCCUCCGCCGAGUUAUUGGGACGAGCAGAGGUCGAGGCAUAUGUCGUAUGAAUUGGCGGGGUCGCCUGGUGGACAGGAGUUGGAGAGCGGGCAGAUGUAUCAUCCUUAUCGACAGAGUGGGUUGGGCUCGUCUCGGUCUUGA